Molecule: messenger RNA, 3113 nt
Organism: Archocentrus centrarchus (flier cichlid)
Lineage: Eukaryota; Metazoa; Chordata; Actinopteri; Cichliformes; Cichlidae
Gene: rbms1a
Product: RNA binding motif, single stranded interacting protein 1a
Exons: 14
Coding region: 1-1113 (370 amino acids)
Cellular component (GO): ribonucleoprotein complex
Molecular function (GO): RNA binding
Source: RefSeq, a predicted model, not a curated record
AUGAUCUUUGCAAACACGGGCAACCCGCCGAAGACAGCCAAUCGUAAGCAGUCCUACCCCAUGACUCCGUCCAGUCCCAGCAGCAACAGCAGCAGCAGCACAGGCCUGGAGCAGCUCAGCAAAACUAACCUUUACAUCCGUGGGCUGCCUCCUGCCACUACAGACCUGGACCUGAUCAAACUCUGUCACCAGUAUGGAAAGAUUCAGUCUGCAAAGGCAAUCCUGGACAAGACAACCAACAAAUGUAAAGGUUACGGCUUUGUGGACUUUGACAGCCCAGCAGCUGCUUUAAAAGCAGUGCAUGCUCUGAAAACCAGCGGCAUACAGGCCCAGAUGGCCAAGCAGCAGGAACAGGACCCCACAAAUCUGUACAUUUCCAACCUGCCUCUCUCUGUGGAUGAGAAGGAGUUGGAGAACAUUCUGCAGCCCUUCGGUCAGGUCGUCUCCACGCGGAUCCUACGGGACUACAGCGGCAACAGCCGAGGUGUGGGCUUUGCCAGGAUGGACACAACAGAGCAGUGCAAUGCAGUCAUCUCCCAUUUCAAUGGGAAGUUUAUCAAGACAGCUUCUGGAGCUCUGGCACCCUCUCAGCCCUUGCUGUGUAAGUUUGCAGACAGUCAAAGGAAGAAACACGCUCAAGGCGGAUUUGUUCCCAAUGGACAGGCAGCGGAUCUAAGACUAGGGGCAAUGACUCUCACUUAUGACCCCUCCUCAGCAGCUAUACAGAAUGGGUACUACGCUUCUCCUUAUCCAGUAACCAACAGGAUAAUGACUGUGCAGCCCACAAUGCCUCCGUACAUGUCUCCGGUCUCUGCUUACCAGGUCCAGAGUCAUUCUUGGGUUGCGCAUCAACCGUACAUCAUGCAACACCCGGCCGCUGUGAUGUCUCCCUCUGUGGAUCCCUCCAUGUCACUGCACCCAACAGCCAUGAUCACUCAGCAGAUGGGCCAGCUGUCACUGGGAAACACUGGACCGUAUAUCACGGCCAGCCCCGGUGUCCAGGGAGCUUACAUGCCUCAGUAUCCUCCCAUGCAGGCAGCAGCGGAAAAUAGCACGCCGCAGCAAGUGGAUUCCUCCAACAACUCGUCUCCUUACAGUCAACUCAGCAAGUAGAUGCAGGCCACAUUCCUGCUUUGUGAGCCAGUUGGCAGGUGGGAAGUUGCUGAUGACAUCACAGGGAAAACAGUCUCCGUCUGCUCUGAUUGGACCAGAAACAUGAACUUUUUUUGCACAGCCCCAACAUUUGUAGUUUAAAAUGAGGACAGUGUAAACGGACUCAAGCAGUUGACGAGUCACAGGAAAAAAAAAAAAAGAAAAGAAAAUUUAUUUUGAUUAAAAAAAAUGCUGUUCUUUUUUUCCUCUUUUUCAAGGAUUCUCAAACACUUGCCAGAUGACUCUUCCCACCCCACCCCCAUUCCCACCUUUGCCCCUUCACCCUGCCUUCCCCAUUCAAGUAUGAUGUAAUAAUAAAUGCAUGAGAUGGAGAUAUUGACCACCACCCCCCCUCCCCUUCAAGGUUUAUAUGAUUUUAUAGUUACUUUAUUUGUGGUAUAUGGACAAAACCUUGCAGACCUCGUUUGCACUGAACUUUAAUGUGUUUUUUUUUUUUUUUUUUUAAAGUUGCCACAGCUCAAAAAACUGCACUUGACAGCUGAUACAAGUGACCAUUUCAUUAGGAAUUUGCUAUUGGAAAAGGUGCCUUCCUUAUGUGAUAUCAAACAUUCUCCCACCUUGUUUCAUCAAACUUGAUCAGGUGUCACAUUUCUUAUUGGAUUGAUCAAACGUGUGUGUGGAAUCAUGAGGAUUUCCAUUGAGUGUUGCGCUAUCUAGUCGUCUGGUAGCAAUAAAGAAAACGAGAGUCCCGUGGCAAUACUGAGAAAUGAGAACAGUGACAAACUCAGAGCAAGGUAAAUCCUUAUAUUCCUCUUUCCUUUUUUUUUUUUUUUUUUUUGUUUUAAAUUCAUGACAUGAUAUGAAAGAGAGCUGUACUUUUAUGAAAUUUCAUGUAUCUCACCCAAUGGGCAUCAUUUAGGAGGGUUUUUGUUUCUCUUGUGGUCACUCUGACCUGUAAUCUACCUCAUGGUUCUGCUAGCGUCCGCUGAUGUGCAGUGGGGUUUGCAGGUAAAGCCCCAUUUUCACCAGCGUGGACAAAGGGGAACAGAAGCCACGCUCAGGAGCUGGCUGAACAGGACUUCUAGCGUUUUUCUCCCACAUGCAGCAUUACUCUCCCUGAUCUUCAAAGAGAAACAUUGUGCUUUAUUUUUUAUUUUCUAUCCGUAUUUGUCGCUGCUUCUGUUCUGACUUUACUUUUUCUAAACAUUAUGAGUGUUGUUCAGUUGCGAUGCCCCUUUUAAAAGUAAGACAAAUACUGGCUUCUCUGUAAAUUAGAUGGCUUACUGUGUGCUCGAAGCAAAUGAAAUGCACGCUACAUGCAUUUGGUGUAUUCCUCUGCCUUUGACAGAUCUUACCCGACUCACGUUUCUGUUUUCCUCUCCAAAUUGAACAUUACAAUUAUUUGGUUAGUUUCAGUUUAACAGUGUACAUGCCAAGCUAUUUGGAUGAGUGGAAAAAAGAACCCAAAUCUUGCCUUGCCUUGUGCAAAAAUAUAUGCAACAAUCAUGUGUGAAAAACGAGAAAAAAAGUGGUAUUUCAUGAAUAUUUGAUGGAACUUGAAAUCACAUGGCUGAUGGUAUGUGUUUCUUAAGAAUACAACUUGUAAAUUAUAUACAUUCAGGGCCAAAAGUGAAAAGUUUUAUUGUUUGCUUAGCUUUUCUUCUGAACAUUUACGAUGUAUUACCUCGACACUACUCUGAGACAAGAGAAAUGGUAAAAGAUGUAUGGUCACCGUUCAUCUCCCCAGUCAGUAGUACUGAACCAUUAAAUGCUCAACAUAGAAAAAUACAGCCAGGCCUUACCUGAGUGUACUUUCCCUUACUGAACUGGUUGCUAGGAAAAAAAAAAAAAAAAAACCUGUACAAAAAAUGAAAGAAAGAAAAAAGGAAAAAAAAAUCAUUGCUUCCACCUACCACCUUCUACCAAUUCUCAAUUUUCCCCUUGCUCUCUCCUUGAAACAAAACCAGUGCUGAAUAAAAUGCUCUUUUCUUUUUCAGAAA